Melampsora larici-populina 98AG31 is the source of this 1447-nucleotide messenger RNA. RefSeq lists its product as uncharacterized. Lineage: Eukaryota; Fungi; Basidiomycota; Pucciniomycetes; Pucciniales; Melampsoraceae. The transcript is spliced from 6 exons. The coding region runs from base 476 to 1309 and encodes 277 amino acids. The record is from RefSeq and is a predicted model, not a curated record.
CUCUCAAUCUUAACAUAAGCAUUCCACCUGGCUCUCCAAUACCUCUAUCUGUACACAUAUCGGACCAUCAUCAUUUUCAAGACAUCCUCAGUUCAAUAAUACUACUCACAGUCUAGCCUUCUUUACCAACCGUAAACAACCCAAGACCCAAUAACAUUCAAAUGGCCCUCUCAAAGUCGACAGGAAAUGCAAACGCUUUUUCCAAGUCUGAACCCCCAUUAAUUCAACUUCAGAACCAAGAAGGAGAGCUCAUCUCUCAGGGCACGGACGAAUUCCAAAUCCAGCUGCAUCCUGAUCGUGACUUUAUCACCAUCCCACUUACAAGUAUAAAUAAAAGAAGACUCUCCUCACCAGAACAAACGUAUUUGAUCCCCGCUCACAGUGAACAUCCUGAAUAUGAGGUUAUCCUUCGUCCGAAGCGCUCGAGCUUCCGUGCAAUAUCGAACCCCUCCGAAGCUUCCAUUUCUCGAAACAAAUGCCGACAAGCCGCCACGAGCCACUGGAGUCACCUACCCGUCCCAAGUUAACACCUGCUCAAAUUAUAAUGGCCACCAGUUAUCGAGAGAGUGUCAAUAAAAGGAGCUGUGUAGCUCUAUUAUUUUUUGUCCUUGCAUGUGGGGGCAAGAUCAUUCUUGGAUUCGGUGCUGGACUGGCAGUCCAGGCUGCUUUCACCAAACCCGAGCCCCAUCAAUCUCAAAUUGUUUCAGGAGGUGUUGUGGCCGGCCUUGGUGCAAUAUCAGUAAUCUUUGCUUCCCUAGGUUUCGGCGCUUCGAUUACUCGAGUCUUUUUACUUUUUGGUUGGACGAUGAAGGCCACCUCUAUCUCAGCAGCCUCUCUUAUAACAGCCGGCGACGCCAUUAGCCAGUACUACUAUUCGACAGGAGAUCAAGUCAAAUCGAUUCGCGUAACUUUUGUACCGCUCGCGAUUGGUACCGCCUUACUAGCCAUUUCGCUCCCAAACUUCGUUGCUUACACAGAGUUAUAUAGAGGCCGCACCAUCGGCAUCCCGUACCAUAAGAGACCACUUGUUGCUUUAUGCUGUUUGGGCACCGCUAAUGGCUUACUUUUUGGGGGGUGGGUGUCCGGUGAACACGCUGAUUGGCCUCCUGCUUUCAACUUGGCAAUAAUGACCGCGGCUAUCUCUGUAGGCUAUUUUGGGGCCAGUCUUAUGUGGAGUGACCACAUCCAUCGGAGAGCUGCUGAAUACGAAGUUAGACUUUCGCUCGAACAGGAAAGCGAAACAACAGAAAAAUCCGAGUCAACAAAUCCCACCGAGAAAUCACCCCGACAGUUGCCUGUCGAACUUUGAACAAUAUGGUGUUGGAUAUUUAAAACACAUUGGAUAAAAAACUCGUUUUUAAGUGGUUGAUUAAGUUAUUUUGCCUUGUCUCCAGAAAAAAAGGAAUUGAAUUUAAUAAAAAGUCAAUAAAAGUUUCUUGUUUGUUUU